Pyricularia grisea is the source of this 348-nucleotide messenger RNA. RefSeq lists its product as uncharacterized. NCBI's taxonomy places the organism in Eukaryota, Fungi, Ascomycota, Sordariomycetes, Magnaporthales, Pyriculariaceae. The record is from RefSeq and is a predicted model, not a curated record. The transcript has 2 exons. Bases 1 to 348 code for a protein of 115 amino acids.
AUGAUGCCAAAAAUAACUCGGACAAUUUGCACCUUUCCGGGCAUCCAGGCUCAACCCACCUAUAACAACGCACAGUCGCGGACAUAUAGAUCGUUCACGCUGCUGAUCAAGAUUAUAAAUAAAAACUUAAAAGAGCACAAGCCAGUUGUUCGGAACCCGCCCCCCUCAUUUGUGAACUGUCAAAUAUCAAGGGAACCCCAUGACGGUGGCUGUGUUCCAGGCGAGCCGACGAACCACCCCCUCCCGUUCCUUUUCGCCAAUCUCGCCGUUACCGAGACAAAUCGUGAUGAAAUGCGGGAAGAGGAACCAAGAACCAAAACAGAAAAGAAAAGAAAAGUCCGUUACUAA